AUGGAAGACGACGAAAGAACUACUGAGCUUUCGACCAUCGCCGCAAUUUACCCUGAACUUGUGGUUGAUGAUCAGGAUCCAUACAGUGCCACUCUCGAUCUCUCCGUCACGCCAGUCCAACCUCUGCGCGUUGUCUUCAAACCCUCGGCGGACGGUGCGCCACCCUUUCUUGCCACACCACCUACCUCUCCUGAGCAAAGUCAGAGUGAUGGCGAUGCGAAGUCAGAGUCCCAACACCCUGUCCUCCCCUUGGAUGCGCACGAACUGUUCCAUCUGCCCCCACUGUCACUCCGAAUCUCGUUGCCAACGGGCUAUCCAGCCAACGAGCCUCCGAUCAUCUCGCUGUCGGUCACGCCUCAAUGGCUGCCCCAAACCGUUCUGAGACGGCUCAAGGAUGAGUGUGCUAGACUGUGGGAAGAGCUGGGAAGAGACCAGGUUGUCUAUGCCUACAUCGACCAUAUUCAGCAAGAGGCGGAACAAGCUUUUGGUUUUGCGGGCGAGACAGAAGUUCAAUUGUCUAGCACUCUGAAAUUGGCAUUGCUAAAUUUCGACCUCAAGACCAAGCGCGAACUUUUCGAAAAAGAGACGUUCGAUUGCGGAAUUUGUCUCGAGCCGAAAAAAGGUGUUCUUUGCCACCGGCUCACGUUGUGUGGGCACGUCUUCUGCAUCGAAUGCUUGCAGGAGUUCUACAAGAGUUGCAUAACAGAGGGAGACAUUGAUAGUGUCAAGUGCCUCGCCCCGAAUUGCUCCAAAGAUGAGCCUGUACAAGCGGGCGCGAAUGGCAGACCCUCGAAGAGGCGGAAACACGAUCGAACACUCAGCCCCACCGAACUUUUACAAAUCCCCAUUGAACAAGAACUCGUCCUUCGUUAUUUACGACUCAAGAGAAAGAAGCGACUGGAAAUAGACAAAAACACAACCUAUUGUCCCCGACAAUGGUGCCAGGGAGCCGCCAAGUCCAAAAAGCAUCCCAAACCGCUUGACCCAAUGAACGACCUUGAGGAAACCUCCGAAUCAGAGGAGGAAGAAGAAGAGAAACCAGAGUCGUCGGGGCACAAGAACGACGAGAAAAUCGACCCAGAGAGUCUUCCCAUGUCCGAACGCCUGGCGGUCUGCGAAGACUGCGAUUUUGCAUUCUGCCGUGUCUGCCUGAAAGGGUGGCACGGCGUGCUUGCGAGAUGCAGUCCUCGCCGAGAAAGGGAGCUCGACGAGGAAGAAAAGGCAACCCAGGCAUAUUUGAAGAAAUAUUCCACACCUUGUCCGGAGUGCAACACACCCGCGCAGAAGAUCAUGGGAUGUAAUCACAUGACUUGCUUCAAGUGCAAAAGCCAUUUCUGCUACCUAUGUGCGGCGUACCUUAUGCCUGACAACCCUUACAGCCACUACAAUGAUCCAAAGAGCAGCUGCCAUAUGCGUCUGUGGGUGCUCGAAGAAGGAGAUGGUGAAGGCGUCCACCAUCCUGAUCUUGCGCAGUGGGACGAGAUUGAUGAUGCAGACGAGGAUUCAGACGACGAAGAGCUACCACCUGAGAACUUUGCCGCCUUUCAAGGAGACCAUGGACGACUCUUUGCCGACGAAGAGGACACAGAUGACGAGGAGCCAGCACCUGACCAACGACGCAACCGGCCGAUGCACAUCGAAAUCGUAAAUUUUGCGCGACCUGGAGCACAUAAUCCUCAGCGAAUAGAACUUCCUGAACGACCUCGAGAGAUCGGAGCACCUGUACCACCGCAAGCGCCGCAUCCCCCUAGAGCCAGGCCUCGACGAAGAGGCGGUGGUCAGCAAGCCAACCGUCAACGUGCGAUGGCGAACGAACCUGCACGCGCAGGUCAGGCUCGAGGGCAAGCUCGGGGUCGGGUCCGUCCUCCUGCCGCACUGCCAGCUCAACACGUACGAGCAGUCGACGAUCGGCAGAAUGGCCUCAACCAGCACAUUGGCGGAGUUGUACAUGCUCUGCCAGACGGCAACGGCAAUGGAAACGAUGAUGCUGCGGCUCCUCCUCCGGCCCAGCUUCCGCUUGCGGCUCCUGGUCAAGGAAACCACCCGGAUGCCGCGCAUGGCGCGCAAGCAGGUGCUGUCCGUGCGAUGGGUUUGGAAAGAUUUCUGCAACUAGCACAGCAAGACCAGGAGGAUGAGUGGGACUCGGAUGAGUUGGAGGAAGAUGAUUUUCGAGGCAUAGAGCACGAGCAUGAGCCCCGGCGUCGAGGACGGGAGCGGGUCAUGGGCUGGCGGCCCUAA
Messenger RNA from Fonsecaea multimorphosa CBS 102226, 2238 nucleotides. RefSeq lists its product as uncharacterized. Gene Ontology annotation, molecular function: ubiquitin protein ligase activity; zinc ion binding; ubiquitin conjugating enzyme binding. The record is from RefSeq and is a predicted model, not a curated record. Gene Ontology annotation, cellular component: ubiquitin ligase complex; cytoplasm. The transcript has a single exon. The coding region runs from base 1 to 2238 and encodes 745 amino acids. Gene Ontology annotation, biological process: ubiquitin-dependent protein catabolic process; protein polyubiquitination; positive regulation of proteasomal ubiquitin-dependent protein catabolic process. Lineage: Eukaryota; Fungi; Ascomycota; Eurotiomycetes; Chaetothyriales; Herpotrichiellaceae.